GAUUCAUUCAAAAAGAGCCGUUCGCUCGUGAACGACCCAUCACUAUCCCCUACAUUUAAACAAGUGGACUGAAUUUGGACUGAAAUAACUGUUACUUAUAUCACUUAUAGCGGGUGUACGCAAGCUGCUCUUCAAUGAAUUGCCUUUAAUCAGGGAUGGACUGGAUUUAAUCCGAUCGCGCAAUAGGUUACGAGAACGAUCCAGACACAAGAGGACGUCUCAUCCUCAUCCCAGACUGGAAACACCAAGGAUACACAGAGGAAGCUUUGAAGAGGGAGCUCUCAAUGAAGGAGGCUUUUUUCAAAGUUACUUAAAUCCUAAUCUGGAUUACCUCUGUCUUUGUGCUGUCCUCAUAAAGAAACCAUCAGAGCCAGUCAGAAUGGUGACGCAAGAUCUAGAACUUCCUUCUCACACCCACAGAGAAUGGUCUAUUACAUUGAAUUAAACCACAGCACAAAGGGCCAUAACCACCAUUUUACAGGAUAGAGCUACAACAAUCUAGAACACAGGUAGAACAAAGAAUUGUUCUAAUCUAUUCUGACAAGAUCUACAACCACCCGCUCACAAACACAAGUCAGAGCGACGGAGGGCCCGGUGAAGAGUACAUCAUACUGCGACCAACUUCUCUUGACUACUUCCACUAGUUUGAUUCUGGUAGCCAGGUGUGGUUCUUAUUCCCGGGGUUGUCAUGGAAGCAGGCUCCACCCCCAGGAUCAAGGUGUAUAGUGCCUGGGACCAGGUGGAGGAGACAGACCAGGUGGAGGAGGAGGAGGAGGAGAAGGUGGGUUCGGCUUCAGAAGACCAUAUGAUGAACCUCAAGGCCCUGGCGCAGAAGCUGAGGCUGGAAACACGGAGGCUGUCCUACCUCGAGUGGAAGGCCCGUUUAGAGGCCCAUAGCACCAAAACCCUGAUUGUACCACAGCAGAGCACCAGGGACUUAGUGGAGCCAGAAGAACAACGGGUAGUGCCCCAGAGUGAGGGCAGGUCAGACAGUGAGAGCACCAAAUGUCUGGCUGAACCACAGCUACAGCAGGAGCUCCACGCAGAGCAACAAGAGGAGCAGGAGAAGGCCAAACGACAACCGGGGGAACCCAGAGAGAGCCUCCUGGCCUCGGGUUUGACCUGGCAGCACAGCCUGCCCUCUGGAGUGCCGAGGAGAUUUAAGAACAUCGAUGAGGCUGUGGGGUGGCUCAGGAAAGAACUGAAUGAAAUGCCUCUCCAGGACCAGCAGUUGGCCCAUCAGCUGAUGCGCCUCCAUAGCGACAUCAACAAACUGAAGAUCGAGCAGACGUGUCACCAGCACCGCCGCAUGCUCAACGAUGCCACCUACGGGCUGGAGGAGAGAGAUGAGUUGAGCGACCUGCUCUUUGACUCCCCCGUCACCCCCGGGUUCGGACUCUCCACCCCGCUGAGACUCAUAGGGGUCACCAAGAUGAACAUAAACUCUCGACGCUUUUCCCUCUGCUAGAAGGAGAGAGAGAGAGAGAGAGAGAGAGAGAGAGAGAGAGAGAGAGAGAGAGAGAGAGAUGCUAGCCACAUCUCUGCUAGUAGUGCCAGAUUAGGAUGGCAAUAUUCCGGAAGCUUUCUUAACAUUUUAUUUUCUUCUGAUACUGGAAAUCUACAAACCAGGAUUGUUUUCUAUGUCAGUGGGAGGAGCAUGUAGUUUGUUUACUAUGUCAGUGGGAGGAGCAUAUAGUUUGUUUUCUAUGUCAGUGGGAGGAGCAUAUAGUUUGUUUUCUAUGUCAGUGGGAGGAGCAUAUAGUUUGUUUUCUAUGUCAGUGGGAGGAGCAUGUAGUUUGUUUUCUAUGUCAGUGGGAGGAGCAUAUCGUUUGUUUACUAUGUCAGUGGGAGGAGUAUGUAGUUUGUUUUCUAUGUCAGUGGGAGGAGCAUGUAGAUUGUGUUCUAUGUCAGUGGGAGGAGCAUAUAGUUUGUUUACUAUGUCAGUGGGAGGAGCAUAUAGUUUGUUUACUAUGUCAGUGGGAGGAGCAUAUCGUUUGUUUACUAUGUCAGUGGGAGGAGCAUAUAGUUUGUUUACUAUGUCAGCGGGAGGAGCAUAUAGUUUGUUUACUAUGUCAGUGGGAGGAGUAUAUAGUUUGUUUACUAUGUCAGUGGGAGGAGCAUGUAGAUGGUUUCCAGAAAUCAUAUCAGAUGAUGUAAAUCCCCCCAACAAUGAAGCAGCUACAAAUCCUCCUCUUAACAUCAGGCUUAACAAGGCUUUUCCUGAAACUGAACCUGACUAUUAGCUAUGAUGGCACUUUUAAAGCGUUCUGAUCUGGUCCUAGGCUGGUGUUCCACAUUCUGAUCCGGUCCUAGGCCGGGAUUCCACAUUCUGAUCCGGUCCUAGGCCGGGAUUCCACAUUCUGAUCCGGUCCUAGGCCGGGAUUCCACAUUCUGAUCCGGUUUUAGGCUGGGGUUCCACAUUCUGAUCUGGUCCUGGGCCGGGGUUCCACAUUCUGAUCCGGUUUUAGGCUGGGCUUCUACAUUUCGAUCCGGUUUUAGACUGGGGUUCCACAUUCUGAUCCGGUUUUAGACUGGGGUUCCACAUUCUGAUCCGGUUUAAGGCUGGGUUUCCACAUUCUGAUCCGGUUUUAGGCUGGGGUUCCACAUUCUGAUCCGGUCCUCGGCCGGGGUUCCACAUUCUGAUCCGGUCCUGGGCCGGGGUUCCACAUUCUGAUCCGGUUUUAGGCUGGGCUUCCACAUUCUGAUCCGGUUUUAGGCUGGGCUUCCACAUUCUGAUUCGGUUUUAGACUGGGGUUCCACAUUCUGAUCCGGUUUUAGACUGGGGUUCCACAUUCUGAUCCGGUUUAAGGCUGGGUUUCCACAUUCUGAUCCGGUUUUAGACUGGGGUUCCACAUUCUGAUCUGG
This is a messenger RNA of Oncorhynchus mykiss (rainbow trout), 2865 nucleotides long. It is a transcript of the gene fam167ab, whose product is annotated as family with sequence similarity 167 member Ab. NCBI's taxonomy places the organism in Eukaryota, Metazoa, Chordata, Actinopteri, Salmoniformes, Salmonidae. The record is from RefSeq and is a predicted model, not a curated record.